This is a messenger RNA of Knipowitschia caucasica, 909 nucleotides long. NCBI's taxonomy places the organism in Eukaryota, Metazoa, Chordata, Actinopteri, Gobiiformes, Gobiidae. The record is from the annotation of a GenBank genome assembly.
AUGCCUUUAGAGGGCGCUCGUGUUCUACAGUCUAUGGAGGGGACAGAAGCGCUCAGGCUGCGCCAGGCUCACGGGGCUUCAGAACUCAUUCAUUCCGCUCAGCCUGCACAGGACGAAGCUCUGUCUCCGCCUCUAUCUCCUACUGUUGAAUCUCUCCCUUUAUUCCUGAACCAAAGUGAAGCACGGGACUACUGUGGAACUGGGGCCGAUUCCUGUCGCACUGAGAAGAGGCGAUGGACGGGUGACCUUGCUUGCAUCUUACUGGCUUGUUGGAGUUCUUUGUACAUCCUGGUCCCAGCGGAAGCGAUGGCCAAGAGUCCUGAGGUGAAGCUGGCAGUGUUUGGGAGAGCGGGAGUCGGCAAGUCAGCUUUGGUGGUGAGAUUUCUGACCAGGCGCUUCAUCUGGGAGUACGACCCCACCCUUGAAUCUACGUAUCGGCAUCAAGCCAACAUCGAUGAUGAGGUGGUCACCAUGGAGAUCCUGGAUACAGCAGGACAGGAGGACAUCCAGCAGAAGGAGGGCCACAUGCGCUGGGGCGAUGGUUUCAUCCUGGUGUACGACAUCACAGACCGCGGCAGCUUUGAGGAGGUGGCACCUAUUCGAACACUUUUAGAGGAAGUCAAAAAACCCAAGAACGUCCCGCUGGUUUUAGUGGCAAACAAGUCUGACCUGGAGCACAUCCGGCAGGUGAGCACGGAGGAAGGAGAGCGCCUGGCCUCGGAGAUGGCCUGCGCCUUUUAUGAGUGCUCAGCGUGCGCGGAUGCGAGCGGCGGGGUGGCAGAGGCCUUCCACGAGCUCUGCAGAGAAGUGCGGCGCCGCAAAGCCGUGCAAGGGAAAGCACGCCGACGCAGCUCCACCACGCACGUCAAGCAGGCCAUAAACAAGAUGCUCACCAAGAUCAGCAGCUAG